ACCCAGCACCAGUUAGCUGGGGAGAGAGCGAGUGAGAGGAUGAUGGGAAGCAUUGAGGUGUUCACGGGCAGAGAGCCACUCCAUCACCAGAGAGAGGGUUCAGUAAGGGACAGAUCACACAUGUCACCGCAAAGAGAGGACUUUUGAUAACCAUCUGAAACGGACUGGGAGAUGAGUGGCACACAGCUUUGGAGUAUCGUUCUUAACCAGUCUGCCUGGCAGCCACUGGGCUCAGCCGUGGCUUGAAUAGAAGUGGAUCUUUUGUUGUGGGCUUCGCCAUGAGGGUUCUGACAUCCAACUUCUUCGCGCUGCUCUUCCUGGGCGCAUUUGCGGGCGUUUUCUACGUGUGGAGCUCACUCGAGGACCGCUUGGAACGACACAAACGGGGAUUCACGGUCCCGGGCGGUGGGUCGUUCUACCCCAAACUCCCCGUGGAUCUUUCCGCUAAAACUUUUCGCACUCUUCUCGCUGUCCCGGCGGCACAUCGUACCCAAAUCAAGGUUGGCAACAUAAGUGAGAAACCAGCGGGAGGUCACCAUGACAAUGUGAAUGGGAAUAAGACGACCUCAUUGGCGGGGCCGCUCGAGUUUGACUCCCCCGUGGAGGAUGGCGUAUUUUGGAGCACCUGGCUGGAGGAUCUAGUUCCAGUGGGCUUCCCAGAGGAAUAUGCCCGGGCUUGGCGAGAAAGGGCGAGGGAAUCGCGGGUCGUGAAACUGGAGCCCGGAUGCGGCAGGGUAUCCAAUCAGCUCGCCACUUUCGCGGAUGGAUCCAAAGCGUGUGUGCGCUACGGAAUAAACGCGGAUCAGGUGCAAGGUGAAACUUUGACCUAUUACCUUGCUUGUUUGUUGGGGAUCCCCAACGUGCCUCCUUUGGUACUCUCCCAGCUGAACACGUACAGUGAGCAAUGGGGAGAGGUGAGGACACGCGUAAGUGCAUUACAAUGGAGCGAGCACACCGUCGUUUCUCUCACCGUGUGGCUCUCCAACCUGAGCGGGGUGGUCACACCUGCUCCGCUACGGCCGGAGAAAAGCGGGCUGCACCGCGAGCUCCGGAACAAGACUACGGAGGAGCUCGUGGAACUCGUGCAGUGGAGUGAUUUGAUCUUAUUUGACUACAUUUCAGCCAAUUUUGACAGGCUGGUGAGCAAUCUGUUCAGUUUGCAGUGGGAUGCGCGAGUCAUGGAGAGGGACACGAACAAUCUCCUGAAGGCGCCCCGUGGUGACCUCGUCUUCAUUGACAAUGAGGCCGGGCUGGUGCACGGCUUCCGGGUGUUGAGCAUGUGGGAGCAAUAUCAUCAGACGGUUCUGAGCUCCGUUUGCGUGUUCAGGAAGAAGACCGCGCAGCGUGUGGCCGAGCUCCACCAACGCAGAGAUGUCAGGAAAAGGCUCCUGGAGCUCUACAGAGAAAGUGAACCCUUGGCAGCCAAAUUGGGCUUUCUCUCUGACGAUCACGCAGCUAUCCUCCAGGACAGGAUAGACAGAGUAUACAAGCAAAUUUUGCGAUGUAAGGAGAAGUACGGCAAACUAUGAGCGUGCUCAGUGGACUGUGUGUCCCAAAGAUGAGCUUGUGAUUGAAUAUCCAACUGAACUACCUCUUAUGGAUAGAAUGUGACGUCUACGAUAUAACUAUUUGUGCCAUGUUAAUUCCUGCUGAUUUAUUUCACACUAUGAAUCCCAAUUUGUUCAUUCAUUUGAUUGGGAUCAGAUGCUAAAACUCCAAUAGUGACUGCAUGGAUACCCAGAUAGCAGACCGUCAUUGAAUAAACGUUGAUUUUCCAUCAAAAUCAUCGGAAUUGUUGACACCGAAAUUUUCUACGUCAAGUGACGUUGAAACAACGUUGUUUUAAUGUAUGUCAGGCGAUGGUUGGAUUAACAUUGUUUUAUAGCAGAUGAACUAAUGUUGACAAAUAGAUGAUUUAUGAUUGACCGGGAAAUAUGAUUGAAAAGUCAUUGAUUCAUGGAUGAGCGGGCGUUUUGGUCGAAAACAUAACAUUGAUUCAGCAUUUUUCCAAUAUUAUUAAUAAUCGAAAUGACGUUUAGGUUUUGUAAAGAUUUCAAUGUUGAAACAACAAUAAUUGAGGGUGCAAAAGUGACGUUGAUUCAACGAUAUAAAGAUCGACAGCGGAAUGUUGAUCCAACAUCUUUUCAACGUCGGUCUGCUAUCUGGGUAGUGUAGUCCCCCAUGCUCUCUCUAUAUUUGGAUUAUUGCCAUAUGGCCUGUAAUCUAGAUAAAAUAAACUCCCAACCCUGACCGUUUACAGUAUUUAAUACUUUGUUAGACAUCUGGCCGCUUUUAUAGAAUAUCUUUUUGCACAGUCAGUUGUCAUAUAGGCAGCAUGGCAUUAUUGUUAAUAUUGUUAUUAUUAUUAUUGUUCUGCCUUAAAGUGUAGCAUUUGAAAUGUACAUGUUGUAAAUAUUCUUCACCAGCUUGUUUUGGCAAGUAAGGUGUCCACUAAUUUAAUGUGCUUUGUAACAUUCCAAAAUAUCUUGCCCCCCACCCCUUCAUCUGUUAAUAUACACUAAUUUAUGUUAAAACACUGUGUGCUGUUUCACUGUUAUUAUGGUGUGUCAAACAUUUAGCAGCGUGAACAAGCUGCUAUGUAGAUCAUUACAGAGCUUUCAUUGUUGUAUAAAUGGCAUGAAUGUUCCCUCUGAGCCGUCCUGUCAGCCAAAGGCACGCUACAACAGAAAAUGCUAAUCCUUUAUAAUCUUACCAGGACUUAUGAAGGAGGAGACAAGUGACAUCAUUUGAUACAUUUUCUAAAGGAUUUGCUGUUUCCUAACUAAAUUGAAAUGAGUUCUCAUCUUCUACCUGAAACCAGGGUUUAUUAAAUUGUUUCAUUUGUUGAGUUAAAGCAUCUCCCCUUGUAGGAGAAUGCACUGCGGACAGGCUAAUUAAUUGAUGUUUUUCUCCCAGAGGAGGGCUUUGUUUACUGUUUUCCAAAGGUUAAUUUUCAACUGUGAAAUGUAUUCAAAGCACAUCAGAACUUGAAGGUCAGUGUUAUUUCUUCAGGAUUUUACCAACUAAGAGAUUCAAGGCUCUCUUAUUAUUAGUUCCAUAUUGAACUUCUCUAAUCUUCAGCGAGAAAACCAAUGAUAUACUGUACAGUAAGGUUGGAAAGUCGUAUUUUCAAUCCCUCGCUAUUCUGCAGCUGGUUUCUUUUACUACUUUGGUAUGUUCCGCCAACUCCCAUGCAGGCACAUACACUAUUUGGGCAGCUCUGGGACGAGAGGGUUAGCUUGUGAUGUUCAAACAGGGACUUUUCUGUCAUUUCCAUACGUGCAAGUGAUUUGCUGUUUUUCUUGGUGAGUUGCAAUGGCAGCAGCACCAUGUACAGGGUUAAGCAGGCACUCUAAGCAUUUUCUUCCAGUGCAAACACCUGCUUCAGAUUCUUAGUAGAUCAAUAUGCCCACUAACUGUGGGGAAAGGAGGUCAUGGUGUAAUUGGUUGGGCUCUAGUUCUACAGUUAAUAUGCCGACUUGAGUUUCACAGAGGUGGGGAGGGGAUUGGACUGCGUGCAGCUGGGCACCUUCUAGGCAUGCCUGUUCAUGCUGAACCUCGCAAAGAGAUUUACGACGAGUUGCAGACACCAGGGAUUAAACACAAUGUUUAACUGUGGUCUGCAUAUGUAAACCAGACUCGCAACCUUCCUGGUUUACUGCCUCUCACAAUUUACCUCACAGUUUACCCUUUAGAGCUACAUGUCUGUUUCUACUGUUCACAUCACUCUUCAACUUUAUUUGUUAGCCAUGUAAACAUCCGGUUUUCAUAAUGACCUUAAGAAUUGUGUUCACUCCGCGAACAAUUUCCAACAUUAACCUCAUAUUCAUUACUCACACAUUCUGUUUGAUUUGGUUAAUACAAAGUUUUUCAAGUCUCCGCCCAAUUUAUUUUCUUUCAUAAGAAACAGAUUCCUGUGUGACACAGUCCAAUGAAUUAAACUUUUCCUAUAGCUCAUGGCAGGAAAGAAGUACGUGGUACUUAAUUACACCCCUAUAACUGCUAGUGUGCUGCUUCUCUUCACAUGUGGUACUUUUCUGUGUGGGUACAAAGAGUCGCCGGCCGAGACGGUCAUGCUAGCUGGGACCCGCAGCUGGUCCCAACCCUGAUCUGCAGGUACUUCAACUGAUCUUCCUUUUAUGUGCACAUUGCAAACAUUCCAGUGGAGCAGAGGGAGGAUCAUCUCCAUGGACACGCACACGCACGCAGCGAUUUCCCCAACAGGAAAAUGAAACAGGAACCAGCUGUGCACACAGACUGUCUUUAAUGUUCAAGGUUUUUACCCUGAUCUCGUUCCCCUCAUAUUAUGACUCCCACCAGAAUUCAAUGAUUGGUUUGAGUAUGAAUACUGAAAACAUUGGCAUAUAUACUAGUAUAUAUUUUCCAUGUUUGGGUGUGAAUAAUAUACUGUAUAUUGCCGAGAAAAUUAUUUACUCCUUUUUUGAUUCCUGUGUUUUUUGCAUAUUACACACAUCUGGCCGUAUGUGAAAUGUAUUUGCCCUCUUGAAACUAAUAACGGGUUGUGCCACUCUUGGCAGCAAUAACUGAAAUCAAGUGUUUGCAAUAAUUGGUGAUGAGUCCUAUCACUCUGGAAGACUUUUAGCUCAAUCUUUAGAAUUGUUUCAACUCCCUUGUAUUGGACCGUUUUCAAGCAUGAACUGCUCGCUUAACUAUUUCAAGCCCAAACCACUUAUAAAUUGACAGAAAAUUAAAAUUAUUUAACUUGAAGCUUUCAAUUGUCCCUCGGAACAUUCUAAAAAAUAAAAAUUUAAUUCAUAAAUUUCUAUCAUAUUCAUAUGGUAAAUCAUGUUUUUUCAGAAGAUAAAUAUAACAUGAAAUAUAAACAUGUAUUGUAUGUAUCGAUAUGAUACAUAUGGCCACAUAGGGUUAAGGUCAAACCACAGCAUCUGUGUGUUUCAUGAUUCAAGAGCACCUAAGUUUGAGGGCACAAACUGAUGGCCGGACGUUCUCGUUCAGGAUUUUUUGGUAGACAGCAGAAUUAAUUGUUCCAUCAGUUACAGCAAGUUGUCCUGUUUCUGGCAGCCCCAGGCCAUCACAAUGCCACGACGAUGCUCCACUGUUGGCAUUAUAUUCUUUUUAUCAAAUCCUCUGCAAUUUUUACGCAGAUAUAAUGGACUGCAUACCUUCCAUGAAGUUACAUUUUUUUACUCGUCAUUCCAUAGCAUGUUUUUUCAAAGGUCUUGAGGCAAAAUUUUGGGGGGCAAAUGUGAGAUGAGCCUUUAUGGGAUUUAUGUUUGUUUUUACUGCAUUGUUUUUUUUUACCCAUGAACACUGCAUUGUUUUUUUACCCUUGAAUUCUCCCACGUAUGCCAGUCUUGGCCGAUGUCUUUCUUAUCAAAGAGUCAUGAACGCUGACCUUAACUGAGGCCAGUGAGGCCUGCAGUUCUUUGGAUGUUGUUCUAAGUUCUUUUGUGACUUCCUUAAUGAGUCAUCGUCGUCCUCUUCAAGUAGUUUUUAGUUGGUCGACCACUCUUGGGAAGGUUUGCAGUUUUCUUCAUUUGUGGAAAACGGCUUGACAAAACUGGUUAGAACUAUUUACUUCUAAACAGUGAGAACUAUUAAUUUUUCUUUGUGAUUUAACAAGGGAGGUCAAUUACUUUUUCACAUUUGUAACUUUUCCCCCCUAAAUAAAAUAAAAUUACAAUUUAGAAACUGCAUUUUAUAUUUCUUUGGGUUGUGUUUGUAUGAUAUUAACAUUGGUUUGAUUAAUUGAAAUCGUUGUUUGUGAUAUAUAUGUAAUAAUACAGAAUUCAAGAGGGGGGGGAUACUUUUUACGGCACUUUGUAAAAUAGAGUAUAUAUACAGUGUCACCACAGAAAAUUGAGCAGACAACGUGACAUUUUCUCACUUCAACUGCAUUUUCAUACUUAUACUGUACAUACGUAUAGCAUUUUUUACUACAUUUCCUUUCUUCGAAGUUUAGUCUGCCAUUGUUCAUUCAAUGGGUUUAAUCGUAAAAAUAACAACAGACAAUGAAGGUAUAAGCUGCUAAAGGGUGUAUUCAUUUGCAUUUUGUAUAUAGAAUAUAUAAAUUGAAUGGGUAAAAAGAGGUGUGGGUUUUUUUCCCAUAUAACAAGUGACUAAUUAGGGUGUCUCCUCAUCAGUGCCCCUGCCGUGUGUGAGUGGUUAGACAUAACUGGCAUUCUUUCGAGGCUACAUAGUGCAGGGGACUUCC
Corythoichthys intestinalis (scribbled pipefish) is the source of this 6196-nucleotide messenger RNA. RefSeq names its product four-jointed box kinase 1 (gene fjx1). The coding region runs from base 279 to 1529 and encodes 416 amino acids. Gene Ontology annotation, biological process: cell-cell signaling. The transcript has a single exon. Lineage: Eukaryota; Metazoa; Chordata; Actinopteri; Syngnathiformes; Syngnathidae. The record is from RefSeq and is a predicted model, not a curated record.